AUGUUCUUGACUGGCCAGCUAUUCCCUCGUCCCUGGGAUGAACCAGAAGAGCCCAUUGUUGUUAAAAAAGACACCCAGAAAGACAUGAAUGAAGGCAAAGGAAAUACUAAUAGUUUCUAUGACUCUAGUAACACAGUAGUAAAUAUGUGGAAUAACCCUGCAAGGGCCUGCAAAUAAGGUCAAGACCUUCUAUCAUGAUAAAGAGAAGUCCUUUAAAGAAAACACUUAUACUGACCAAGAAAUCACCAACAUGGAUAAUGAGGAAAGAGACAAACUGAGAAAGAUCGUCCUCCAACGAAUGAGGUACCAAAGCCUCGAGAGAGUCCACAACCGUAAAUUAGAACGAGAAGUUUUGCAGUACAAGUCGAAGCAGCCUCUGUCGUCACCCGAACAAGCAGAAAUGAUGGCUCACCAGGAACCCAUGCUGUUCGAAGAACUUUCAUUGAGAAGGUCCAACAACUAUUUAAGUUUGAACAAUCUGUACAUGACUGGGUCAACCAGCAACAAGUACCCAACCAAACUCCCAGCUAAACAACUCAAGCAAGUGAUCACACCCAAAGUUCUCAAGAUGGACAGACAAGGCUGUGAUAACAUCCUCAGCGCCUUCGAUGGCAUGACCGGUGGCGCCCAUGGAGAGCCCGACUUCAUCAAGUACUGGGUCCAAGAGAACAGAAACAAGACUCGCCAGAAGUUCAUCAACAGACACGAACAGAACAUCCAGCGAGAGAGAAAGGCCGGCAUCUACAAGCCUUACCAGACGAUCAGCCAGAGAGCCCACAAGAGAGGAGCCACCAGAGACACCAGGAACAUUCCGUUCACGACCCAAAACCGAAAUGUGAUCAGCAACAGAAGAACAAGCAAUAGUACAUCCAAUAAGAAAGGUGUCUUCUUGCAUGAGGACGCUGAGGUCAGGGAUGGCAAUAUCGUAGGCUCUACAAUUAGCAACCAAGAAUCCCACAGACAGUCUGAUUAUGGAGACAUUCAAAUGGAUGACCAAAUUGACAACUAUGAAACUGUUGAUAGAAACCAGAUUGAGGAAAUCAAGGAUAUUUAUAGUGAAGAAGGUAAAGAAAGCGAUCAUCUCUACCAAGAAAUAGAUGAGAGAGAAGGCACUAGAUAUGGCAUGGAAGCAGGCGAGACUGGAAAUCAAUUUUACGACAGUGCAAAUGACAAUGCUCAGAAUGACCCUGACCCCCAGAACACAAGAAGACAAGCUCUAAAUGAAUUCAGGAUCUGAUACGCUAGGCCUAAAUUUCCAAACAGAAACCCAACUACAGAGAGACUAGCUCAGCCAAAGAAAGAGCCAGUGGUGACAAAUCCCUUCCUCUAUUCAGAUUUCAGAGGAAUGCUCCAUGCUGAUUGUCAAGAAGCUAUCGAGAACUUGGAUGUCAACCCAGAUUACCCCAGAAGUAUGUCAAUGAGCAAAGGCUUUGCCCAGGGCCAUCCUUCACAGACAGGAACGGGCAUAAAUCUCAAGGGGAGAAAGAAGUUCUCAGAGUCAGUCAAGGAGAUGUUCCCUAUGCCUGAAUUCAACAGCUAUCUUUCAGAUCCUACUAAGAAGAAGGAUAGGAUCAGAAAGAGAAAACCUCAUACAGCUGCUAUUGGAUUUAGAAACAAGGGAACUCUCAACACCAAGGAGGAAAAGACUCUUCCUUUAGUACAGACUCAACAGGAGAUGGACAAUGCUUCUGACAUGAUGUCCAAGCCUGUCUUUUCCCAGUUUGGCACCACUAAUCUUAACAGAGCCCGCACUUCCCAUAUUGGACAGAGAAAUAUGUCUUUCAAGCAAAUGGAAGAAGAGAGAAAAGAGAUUGAGGACAUUCAGUCAGCCAUGAGAGAUCUAGAAGACAUUGACCAGAGAGCCGACAAGCACAGAAAGGACGUAACCACAAAGAGAGGAUACCCCAAGAUUACACUUGUAUCUGACCUGAAGAAGUUGGAUUCAGCCUAAGUUGCAUAAUUCAUUA
Molecule: messenger RNA, 1967 nt
Organism: Moneuplotes crassus
Lineage: Eukaryota; Ciliophora; Spirotrichea; Euplotida; Euplotidae
Source: the annotation of a GenBank genome assembly